Molecule: messenger RNA, 2580 nt
Organism: Indicator indicator
Lineage: Eukaryota; Metazoa; Chordata; Aves; Piciformes; Indicatoridae
Gene: PPP4R4
Product: protein phosphatase 4 regulatory subunit 4
Exons: 25
Coding region: 1-2580 (859 amino acids)
Cellular component (GO): protein serine/threonine phosphatase complex; cytosol
Molecular function (GO): protein phosphatase regulator activity
Source: RefSeq, a predicted model, not a curated record
AUGGAUUUUAGUCAAAGCAAUUUAUUUGGCUACAUAGAAGACCUGCAGGAACUAACUAUUAUAGAAAGGCCAGUACGCAGGAGCCUGAAGACGCCAGAAGAAAUAGAAAGAUUGACUGUUGAUGAAGAGCUCAGUGAUAUUGAAAGGGCUGUUUAUCUGCUCAGUUCUGGCCAGGAUAUCCAAGGAACAAGUGUGGUGGCAAAUCUUCCAGUCCUGGUGCGACAGAAUCCUGCAGAAACACUGCGUCGGGUUUUACCAAAAAUCAGAGAGGUGCUGCAUGUCGCAGGAGUGGAAAUGCAAUUAACAGCUGCUGUUUCAUUUCUGACUGUAUUGCAAGAGGAGUCUGUGUCCAUUCAUACAUACUCCCACUCCUUCCUACACAUCAUUCUCCAGAACCUGGAACACAGAGAUGCAGGUGUCAGCAAUGCAUGGCUAGAAACUCUUCUUGCUGUAAUAGAAGCUUUACCAAAAGAGACUGUCCGACAUGAGAUCCUGAAUCCACUUGUUUCCAAAGCACAGCUUUCUCAAACACUUCAAUCCCGCUUAAUUAGUUGUAAAAUCAUGGGAAAGUUGGCUAACAAAUUUGAAGCUCACAUUAUUAAGAGAGAGAUUCUUCCAUUGGUAAAAUCACUGUGCCGUGAUGUGGAGUAUGAAGUGAGAGCUUGUAUGUGUCGGCAACUAGAACAUAUAGCUCAAGGAAUAGGGACAGAAUUAACAAAAACUAUGGUGCUUCCUGAAUUAGUAGAACUGGCAAGAGAUGAGGGCAGCAGUGUACGCCUUGCAGCUUUUGAGACAUUAGUGAAUCUGCUUGAUAUGUUUGAUGCAGAUGACAGAAGUCAAACUGUGCUCCCCUUAGUGAAAUCAUUCUGUGAAAAAUCCUUCAAGGCAGAUGAAUCUAUAUUAGUUUCUUUAUCUUUCCAUUUAGGGAAACUGUGUAAUGGAUUAUAUGGCAUUUUUACUCCUGAACAGCACUUACGGUUUUUGGAAUUUUAUAAGAAGCUUUCCACACUGGGUUUACAGCAGGAAAAUGGACACAAUGAUAAUCAACUACAGCUUCAAACUCUGGAACAGGAAAAGAAGUAUAUUUCAGUGAGGAAGAACUGUGCUUACAAUUUUCCAGCCAUGAUUGUUUUUGUGGAUCCAAAGAACUUCCAUUUAGAACUGUAUCCUAUAUUCUUCUGCCUUUGUCAUGACCCUGAAGUUCCUAUCAGAUACACUAUGGCUGUAAGCUUCUAUGAAGUUGCCAAGCUUUUAAAUUCUAGUGUCUACACCAUACAUAAAGAACUGGUUACACUAUUACAGGAUGAGUCACUGGAGGUGUUAGAUGCCCUGGUAGGUCACCUUCCUGAAAUCCUUGAACUAAUGGCUAAUGGAGGGGAAAACGGUGGCUCAGAAAGCAAGUUAUUGUCUAUUCCUGACCUGAUUCCUGCAUUAACAGCAGCAGAACAAAGAGCAGCAACUUCUUUAAAAUGGAGAACUCAUGAGAAGUUACUACAAAAAUAUGCAUGUCUCCCUCAUAUCAUAUCAAGUGAUCAGAUUUAUUACCGUUUUCUUCACAGAAUGUUGACAAUCGUUUUGACAAAUAAUGUUCUGCCAGUCCAAAAAGCAGCUGCUCGGACUCUUUGCGUUUAUUUGCGUUACAAUCGCAAACAAGAGCAGAGGCAUGAGGUUAUUCAGAAACUGAUUGAACAACUGGGUCAAGGAAAAAGUUAUUGGAAUAGACUUCGGUUUUUAGAUACUUGUGAAUUCAUUAUGGAACUGUUUUCAAAAUCAUUCUUCUGCAAAUACUUCUUUCUACCUGUGCUUGAACUUACACAUGAUCCAGUGGCAAAUGUGAGAAUGAAGCUAUGCUACUUGUUACCAAAAGUUAAAUCUACUCUGAAGAUUCCCACUGAUAAACAUUUACUUCAGCAGUUGGAAUUAUGUAUAAGGAAGCUUCUUUGCCAAGAGAAAGACAAAGAUGUCCUGAGUAUUGUAAAAAGAACAGUGUUAGAACUGGACAGAAUAGAGAUCUCUGUAGAUGCUUUUCAGAAAAGAUUUUACAAAAAUGGUUUAUUGGAUCAAGAGAGACAAGAAUACCUUCUUUUGGAAGUGGAACAAUUAGAAAAGGAGAAGCAGCAAAAUGAAGGAAGGUCUACAAACAUUAAUGAUAAAAUGUUUGAAAAGAAGCGUAGAGACAGUAAAACAUCAUCAAUGUUGACAAAAAGUAUCACUGUGUCUGUUCCAGGAAGCUCUUCUGGUAUAUCAGCAGGCAAAGAAGACAAAAAGUCCAAGUUGGUUCGAAGCCAGUCUUUCAGUACUCAAGCACUGCAUCCAAAAUACAGCAACACAGACAAGUGUCCUAAUAAAAUCUCUAAUACAGGAUAUACAUCCUCAAUAUCAGGAAUGGGAAAGAGUUGUAUGUUAUCCUUUAGCGAUGAUUCAUUCCGGACUCAUUCCACUGGUGGUAGUGGGAAUGGUACCUUACCUUCCAAUGCUGCUUCUCGCAGCUUAUUUAACUCAGCUCAUCAAAAGAAUAAUGGAACCAAAGAGAGUCAGUCCAGAAGGACGAGCAUAAAAAACAGAAAAUCAAACUCUUAG